AUGCUCCUUACUUCUCUUGUUACUCUUCUGGCCCACACGGCUUUCGCCGCACCAAGUACGAGAAAACGAGGCGCGAGCAACCCCACCGUCAAAGGCACACCGCAAGUCAUUGGUCUUCUGGCCGACCCGACCCUGAACCGGGAUUCCUGUGGCUCUAAUCUCUUUGGAGACCGUGCACUAUGGGUUUGCAGAGACUCCCAGCACUAUGACUCCAAUGGCAUCCCCAAUCUGCCUCUAUUCACCAGCUCCGCCUCGUGGACGAAUCUCGUCUCUGGUGGUGGCACUCAACUGAGCAUGUAUGGCGACAACAACGAUGACUCGUUCUACCCCCUCGUCCCUGGCAAUUGUGACGACAACCAGGCUGGUGCAUGCUCCGAUGGCACUCGGUACCCCUUGUGGGCCAAUGCUCCUCCACUGGUGACGAGUUUCAAUGGUACCACCACCACAGGCUAUACGUGGAUUAGCAACUCGCAUAUUUCCGGUCUAUCUGACCUCGUUGAAAACCCAUCCGUGACACUAUACAAGAUUACCUACACAUCUGGAGCCGACGAUCUUCCCACAGCUGAGAUCAUCAACUCGGCAUUCUGGGCACAGGGCGAUGUUCCUUAUGGAACCUACGGUGGUGUGGUGCAAGAUGACACCAUUUUUCUCUGGGGACAAGGUACUAAUAGGGACGUUAACCUUGCGCGUGUACCUGUCGCCAGUGUUGAGGACAAGUCGAAGUACGAAUACUACGUGAGCGGCACCUGGACCAGCUCCCAGCCUGUCCUCGGUGAUACUGCCGCUACCAUUGAUAAUGCCAGUGCAGGAGGCCAAGGCACUUAUUAUUACUCCAACCCCUGGCAGGCCUAUGUGUGGAUCGGUCAGCCGACCAACUCGGUCUCGGCUGACUUUUAUAUCACCACCGCCUCUGCGCCGGAGGGCCCUUGGAUUGAGCCUUUCAAGUUCUACUCUGGGGUUAACGGCAACUAUUCUCUUGGUGCUUAUACUCUCCAGGCCAAUCCGGCACUUUCUCCGGCCGACAGUAACGAGAUUUAUUUGACAUACACUAAGACCGAUGCCGUCGGAGAUAACGUUGCGCUAUAUACUACCCCUCUGAUCCUUGUUGAGUGGGAGGACUAG
Penicillium atrosanguineum is the source of this 1122-nucleotide messenger RNA. RefSeq lists its product as uncharacterized. NCBI's taxonomy places the organism in Eukaryota, Fungi, Ascomycota, Eurotiomycetes, Eurotiales, Aspergillaceae. The transcript has a single exon. Bases 1 to 1122 code for a protein of 373 amino acids. The record is from RefSeq and is a predicted model, not a curated record.